AUGGAAAUACUCCAACCAGCUAUUCGUCCUAAUUACUGCCAACUUGGAACCCCAAUUCCCCUCUACGGCAACUUCUUCAAAUUCAAUCUAGCUGCAGGCACUGACAUCAUCCAGAAGUAUGCAGUCUUCUUCAAUCCUGACAUUGCAGCAUCCCUUGGAAAGCACCGUGAAAAAGUCCUCAGAAAAGCAAGUGCUCAGAUUGUCCCAGUCAUUGGAAAGUAUGUAUUUGCUAACACAGCAAUUUAUGCAGCCCAGUCAAACUCAGGAGGUGGAGAUGCAAGCCAAACUUAUACAGUGAACUAUGACAAUACAGAUUACACUAUUACUCUUCAACCUGUUGGACGGGUUGAAAGUCAAGAAGAAACAAGGCACUUCUACAAUAAAUUUUUUAACUCAGUGCAAGGAAAGCUCAGCUUAGUCAUGAUCGGCAGAAAGUUCUAUAACCCAGACCGAGCUAUUGACUUGCCUCAGCACAAGAUGAGCAUAUGGCCUGGGUAUGCAUCCUCUAUUGGAAGCUAUGAAGGCGGGGUCAUGAUCAAUAUCGAUAUCUCUCACAGAUGCUUGAGGACUAUCACCUUGUAUGACCAAAUCAUGGAACUCAGAAACAAGCCAAACACAGAUUUCAGACAAGCAGUCAUGAAGCUGUUAAUUGGCGCUAUUGUGCUGACCCUCUAUAAUAAGAAAAAUUACAGAAUUGACGAUAUCGACUGGGACUCAAGCCCUCUCAGUACCUUUGCAGACAAGGCAGGUGGACAAUGUUCUUAUAAAGAAUACUACGAAAGAAGGUGGCAAAAGCCAAUCGCUCAUGAUGACCAGCCACUCCUCCUGUCAAAAACCAAAACCUUAGAUUGCUACUUGAUUCCUGAAUUCUGCGUUAUGACGGGCCUGACUGACGAAAUCAGAGCUGACUUCAACAUCAUGAAGGAUAUGGCUAAUGCGACCAAAAAAGAGCCUCAAAGCAGACUUCAAGAGUCUGGCGGCCUCAUCAAAGCCCUCAAGGACAACCCUAGGACAAAUGCUGAAAUCAAUGAAUGGAGGGUCAACAUCACCCCAGACCCGGCCGGAUUUGAUGGCUACGUUUUGCCUGCAGGAAACAUCAUGAUGGGAGGUGGCAACUCUUUUAAGAUCAAUGAGCAAAACGGAAGCUUUGAUCGUGACGUGCAGAACACCUUAACUUAACUUAACUUAACUUAACUUGAGAUUAUUGAUAAGCUCCCUGUCGGGCCCGAAAGCCCUUAUUCCCUCCCGUAACGCUCCACUCGCGCUUGCUCGCCAACAGCCGUCUCACGGCCUUCAAAGUCUCGCUCCUACGGACAUGGGCCUGCACAUGCACUCCGCAGUUGGGAAGUUUGGGUCACCGUGCCGUACGCCUGACGAAGAUUGCCUGUCUCGAAAUUUCAAAAAAUGGAAUUUCUGACCGACUUUCGGCAAAAGGGAAAAACUUGUAGCCCAGGGCGAAACUCCUGGUUUCUCGCUAGGGAGUUGCCCGAUAGGCCUUAACAGGCUGGGCUUCCCUUUCCAACUUCAAGUCUCCCUUCCCUCGAGGUAAAAUCUAACUUGGAAAAAGGACUAGGGUUAGUUACCUAGCAUAGCUGUCCAUUUCUUCGCUAGCAAAACCUUGCCAGAUAUAAUUAAAAUAGGGCUCGAUACUGCUUGGCCGAGAGGCCAAGCCAAGUUGAGACGCCAUAUUUUAAUUAUGACGUGCAGAACACCAUGUUCCAGCAGCCUCCAUUAGACCGCUGGGGUAUAUUUUACUGCGAAAAUGAUAAAAGGCUUAUCGAUCAGUUCAUGACUGUAAUGCAACAAGUUAUUGGGACUUAUAAGGUAAACUGCCAAAAGCCAGCCAUGUUUGGAGUAAAAUCUGACAGGUGGAAUGACUGGGACCAAAAGCUCAAAGAAUCUCUAAACCCUCAGGUGCAGAUGAUAGUCUGUGUAUUACCAGGCCAAAGAGGAAAAUCGAGGCUUUAUGACGACCUUAAGCGCCUUACUUUUUCACAGCUUCCUGUCCCAAGCCAAUGCAUCUUAAACGGAACUUUGAAAAAAGACAAAGGCCUCAGAUCUGUAGUAAACAAAGUCAUGAUGCAGAUCAACGCCAAAGCAGGCGGGAUCCCAUGGGCGAUGCAAGGGCUGCCUCUUACAGACCAGCCUACAAUGAUAGUAGGAAUUGACGUCUUCACAAAGCGAGGCUCUCACAGUGUCCUUGGCUUCUGUGCCACAACUGACAGCAACUUUGGCCGCUACGUUUCUUGUCCUAAAGUCAACAACCCUGGCGAAGAGCCUGCUGCAAAAAUAGCUGAAUGCACUUACCAAGCUUUAAGCCAAUUUAAAGCAGAAAACGGAAUUUUCCCAAGAAGGGUCUGUGUCUUUAGAGACGGUGUUUCAGACUCCCAAAUCAAAGUCCUCCUCAAUGGCGAAAUUCCUCAAAUGAAGCAAGCUUUUAAAAGACUCAAAGAUGAAAACCCUCAAAUGGACGAGCCCAAACUCAUCUUUAUCGUUGUGAAUAAAAGAAUUAAUGCAAGAUUUUAUCACAACCAAGGAGGGAGGAUUAAUAAUCCACCUCUAGGUACAUGUAUUGAUAGAAUGGUAAUUGAUAAAAGCGGAUAUGACUUCUAUGUCAUGCCAGCCAAAGCAACUCAAGGCGCAAUGACUCCGACUUAUUUCACUGUUGUGUAUGAUAACUCGGGAGCUAGAGCUGAAGAAGUAGAACAAUUAGCGUAUAGACUGUGCUACUCGUAUUAUAAUUGGAGUGGAUCGAUUAGAGUUCCAGCUCCUUGUCAGUAUGCACAUAAGCUUGCUUAUCAGUAUGGAGAAAGAGCUAACCAGCAAGGUCCGCCUAUUCCUCAUCAGCAUUGGCAAAACACAAGGUCGUUAUACUUCUUAUAA
Molecule: messenger RNA, 2883 nt
Organism: Blepharisma stoltei
Lineage: Eukaryota; Ciliophora; Heterotrichea; Heterotrichida; Blepharismidae
Source: the annotation of a GenBank genome assembly